Messenger RNA from Aspergillus terreus NIH2624, 2808 nucleotides. RefSeq lists its product as uncharacterized. The record is from RefSeq and is a predicted model, not a curated record. The transcript is spliced from 3 exons. Bases 1 to 2808 code for a protein of 935 amino acids. NCBI's taxonomy places the organism in Eukaryota, Fungi, Ascomycota, Eurotiomycetes, Eurotiales, Aspergillaceae. Gene Ontology annotation, cellular component: DNA replication preinitiation complex. Gene Ontology annotation, biological process: DNA replication initiation.
AUGGCCUCGCGUGGAUCCCUCGAAUCCAUUUCUCUCAACCCACUCAACAUCCCUCGUCCGCAGCCAAAGAAGCGCAAAACAUGUCAUACAGCCGGUGACUGGGCGAACCGGCCCAUCAGCAUUCGGGCCCACACCGCAUCCUUGUCGGAUGCGAACGUCGUCCUCGAACCGAUUACCGUCGUGCCCCGAUCGCGACUCCCACUAACCUGGAUCGACUGUUCUCCCGCACUGCUCCCACAGAUCCAACCCGGGGGUCUGUUUGUCGCCGAUAUCCCUGUCCUCGAGGCGGACGAUCUCCACGGCGAGCCGGUGGCAUUGGCGGUCCGGCUGGUGUCCGACGGGGGUCUCUAUGUCGUGGAGCGCGUGAAGAAAGGCGUCUACGCUUUGUUGCGGCUGGUGCGGGAGAUCGAGGAAGGUGAUGUGUUUGUCGCGGUGAAGGGAUGGGCCCCCGCCUCGUCUGCGGCGCAGGCGCCGCCGCGACGCGAGUCGUCGACCGGCGAGGCGGAUUGGUGGUGUAUGGCGCAGAUUGACGAGCCUGAUGUCGAGUCUCAGUUCACAGCGAAGCGGGCCAAAUUCGAUGUGUCUGUCGUAUUUGGCAUGGCAGGGGGUCCUGUCGAAGACGACGUGCGCAUGACGGAUGUUUCGCCGUUCGAUUCGACGGAGAGCCGUGCGGUCUCGGUGGUGCCGCGGCUGUCUAUGCAGCCAAGUUCGGGUUCUGAAGGUCCUGUUCUGCCUGUUCAUCUGGAUUCUCAGGUUGUGCCCCCUGGUGCGGUUGAGGGUGCGUCUGUGGAUAACGACCCCCUGCAGUCACCGCAGGAGACGCUGGACAACCUCCGAGAACAGUAUCUACAGGCUCUCUACGUUUCUAAGACCUCGGUGGCGUACUUUGCAAAGGGUCCGCUUGCGCGCUGCCGUGCGGCGUUCCAGUCGUCAGAGUUUGAAUCUGCCAAGCUGUCGGAUCUCAUCGAUUACUACCGCGAGGCUAUCCUGACAGCCAAGAAGAUGGACCUGAAGUAUCGGGAGUCCGUGCCUACCGCGCUCCAGGACGCCUUGCUCAGCAUCUCGGACGCCGAGUCCACCGCACGAACGAAGCGGAAGAGCAAGAAGAAAAAGCUCGGGAAGAAUGGAUUGUAUCCAGAGGAGGACCGGUUCAUUCGAAAAUGGUGGAGGGAUCGGUCACUGACCGACCACGGUGUUCCGGUGGAAACUUCGCGUGAAGCGGAGCUGAAGAAACAUGUCUCGGAUCUGCGGAUGAGGGAAACGCAGCUCCAGAUCCUCCUUAUCCUGGAAACAUUGGCGCUGGAAGCUACAGUCGCGGACGAGGCAAAGAAGUCCGCCAGCCACAGCGAGACACCGGAAGAUAAACCCGCGAAGGAGACCAAGUCAAAGUCCAAGAAGGCACAGGAGCUAAGCGUCAUGCUCGAGCUUCAUCUCGAUCGGCUGUGCAUCUGGCAUGCUGUCAGUUUCGAGGAUACGGCCGUCCCGGACCCAGCCAAGGCAUACAAUAACCACCAUAUGACCGGAAAGAAGGUCGAGAGCGAUGCCCUCCGUGAUUUCUGCACGGAGGUCAUUAUUCCGUUCUAUGCCUCUCGCCUCCCGGACAAAUGCAAAUCGAUCACACGGAAACUCGGCGUUUCUGCCGCGAUAUCACCCUUCCCGAAGAAGUCUUCACGCGGAGAACCUGGCGCUGCCGUUGAACGCCAACCACCUCAGAAACAACAGCGUCGUUCAUUACAUAGAGUGUCUACCGACGAAAAGUCCAACUCCCACAGCCAACGCCGCUCCGUCCCUGCGCUUAACCGGUCCAACACCGCCCCAUCCCACGUCGAGACGAAACACGAGUCCAUGGAGCCGCUCCUCCCGAUUCUGAGCGCAAGCGUGCGCGGCGGCAUCCAGAAGGCCAAGCGCGUGGAGAACCGUGAAGUGGACCUCAACGCGGUCGCGCGACAGCACGAGACGAAGCUGAAGAAGGUGCAGAUGCUAGCCGAGCAGAAGAAAGAGCUCGACGCCGCGAUCCUUGCCCUGCGCAAACCCAACCGCGAGCUCGUCGCCCGCGACAUUGCCCAAGACGCCGACAAGCGUCGUACCGGCGGCAGCGGCCGCAAACCCAAGAACCCCAUACGCAAUCCCCUCGGCCAGGGCGUGCAAGUCGCCGCCACGCCGCGGGGCAGCCGGAAGAAGGACGUUAUGAUGACCGGCCUGCCCCCCGUCCCCACGGGCCUGUCCCGGUCCUUCACACAACCCAGCGCGUCCUUCUUUGGAGGCGACGGUUCCCCGCGGAUGGUGGUCCCAGGCUCCGCCUCCUUCUCAGGCACACCCCGUGCAGACGUCGGCGCCGUCCAGGAGACCCCCACGCGCCGACCGGGCAAGCCGCUGGGCUCCUUCGACGACACUGGCAGCGCGUCUGCUAGCUUCCCCUCUGGGAACCUGUUCCGCGUGCCGCGUCGUCCAGCGCCUCGUCCAGCGGAAGGCGCCGUGGCGCCCUCGACCCCUGUGUCCUCCCGACACAUCGACGCAUUCUCGCAACCGCUUCCGCUCGGGAGACCUCUCGCGUCGUCCUCGAUGGUGAUGGAGACUCCUCCGCGCCCGGCCGCCGCGCCUACCUCUGUACCUGCAGGCCACUGCAACCAGUCUGCGGCUGUGAACAACACCUCGACGGCGACAGCGUCAGCGACAGCGGUGAUGGACACGCCUCCGGUCAAGAAGACGGCGACGCAGGUGCCGCCAGACCGCGCGGCGGUGCCGGUGACGCCUGAGAAAUCGAUUUACGAGCAAUUGGGAUGGGACGACGAGGAGCUUGCUUUGUGA